Molecule: messenger RNA, 4203 nt
Organism: Stegostoma tigrinum
Lineage: Eukaryota; Metazoa; Chordata; Chondrichthyes; Orectolobiformes; Stegostomatidae
Gene: top3b
Product: DNA topoisomerase III beta
Exons: 17
Coding region: 69-2657 (862 amino acids)
Biological process (GO): DNA topological change
Cellular component (GO): nucleus
Molecular function (GO): DNA topoisomerase type I (single strand cut, ATP-independent) activity; DNA binding
Source: RefSeq, a predicted model, not a curated record
AAGGGGUCGUGCGUGGGUGUCAUGGCGACGGCCUGAAGGAGGUGGUUGUAUUGAGCGAGGUCGGCAUCAUGAAGACGGUGUUGAUGGUCGCCGAGAAACCUUCUCUGGCUCAAUCCAUCGCCAAGAUCCUGUCGCGGGGUAACUUCAACUCCCGGAAAGGGUUAAAUGGUGUUUGUUCAGUACAUGAGUACACUGGGAUUUUCCUGGGUCAGAAUGUUCGAUUCAAGGUGACAUCUGUCUGUGGCCAUGUGAUGACCUUGGAUUUCAUAGGUAAAUAUAACAACUGGGAUAAAGUUGAUCCAGCAGAGCUUUUCAGCAAAGCUCCAACAGAAAAGAAAGAAGCUAACCCCAAACUCAACAUGGUGAAGUUCUUACAGGUAGAAGGGCGAGGCAUUGACUACAUUGUGUUGUGGCUGGAUUGUGACAAGGAAGGUGAAAACAUCUGCUUUGAGGUAAUUGAUGCUAUUCAACCUGCUAUGAACAUUGCUCGUGGGAAUGAGAGGAUGAUUUAUCGUGCAAAGUUCAGUGCUAUAACAGAUACUGACAUUAACAAUGCCAUGAACCAAUUGGGUGAGCCGAAUCGGAACGAGGCAUUAUCAGUGGAUGCGCGACAAGAGCUGGACCUGCGAGUAGGAUGUGCUUUCACGAGGUUUCAGACCAAGUACUUCCAGGGAAAAUAUGGAAACUUAGAUAGUUCCCUCAUCUCAUUUGGACCCUGCCAGACGCCCACUCUUGGUUUCUGUGUUGAGAGGCAUGACAAGAUCCAGUCUUUCAAACCUGAGGCUUACUGGGUCUUGCAGGCAAAGAUCAGUAACUGUUCUGGGGAUUCCAUGGUUCUGGACUGGGACAGAGUGAGAGUAUUUGACCGGGAAGUUGCACAAAUGUAUCUGAAUAUGACAAAAUCCAUAACAGAAACAAAGGUGGAAUCUGUGACUAAAAAGGAGAAGGUGAAGCAGAGACCACAGGCUCUGAACACCGUGGAGAUGCUGCGUGUGGCCAGCUCUGCCCUGGGGAUGGGCCCGCAGCAUGCCAUGCAAAUAGCUGAGAAACUCUACACCCAGGGGUAUAUUAGUUACCCUCGAACAGAGACCACCCAAUAUCCAGAAAACUUCGAUCUCAAAGGAACUCUUCGACAGCAAGCCAAUAGCCCCUACUGGAGUGAAACGGUGAAGGCAUUACUCGCUGAAGGCAUCACUCGUCCUCGGAAAGGUCAGGACGUUGGUGACCAUCCUCCUAUCACUCCCAUGCGAUCUGCCACAGAAGCUGAAUUAGGUAGUGAUGGCUGGAGGUUAUAUGAGUACAUCACUAGGCACUUCAUCGCUACAAUUAGCCACGACUGCAAGUAUCUCCAAACCACCGUUACGUUCAGCAUCAAUAUGGAACAUUUUACAUGUGUGGGAAAAACUCUGAUUUCACCUGGUUACACAGCAGUGAUGCCAUGGCAGAGCCUGGCAGAGGAGGAAACCCUUCCAAUCUGUGAGAGGGGAGAUGUAUUUAAUGUAGAUGAGGUUAAGUUGUUAGAAAAACAAACUAAUCCACCUGACUAUCUGACUGAGGCAGAACUCAUCACCUUAAUGGAGAAACAUGGGAUUGGGACGGAUGCCAGUAUCCCUGUCCAUAUCAACAAUAUCUGUCAACGCAACUAUGUCACGGUGGAAAGUGGCCGCAGAUUGAAGCCUACAAACCUUGGCAUUGUCCUCGUCCAUGGAUAUUACAAAAUUGACCAAGAGCUUGUCCUUCCCACCAUUCGCAGUGCUGUUGAGAAACAGCUUAGUCUCAUUGCUGCAGGCAAAGCGGAUUUUCCACCAGUCCUAGAGCAUGCCCUAAACAUCUUCAAGAUGAAGUUCCAUUAUUUUGUGGACUCAAUAGCUGGUAUGGAUGAAUUAAUGGAAGUGUCGUUUUCUCCAAUUGCUGAGACAGGCAAGCCUCUAUCUCGCUGUGGCAGGUGUCACCGAUUCAUGAAGUACAUUCAGGCUAAACCCAGUCGGAUGCACUGUUCCCAUUGCGAUGAUACCUAUAGCUUACCUCAGAAUGGGACCAUCAAACUGUACAAAGAGCUCCGGUGCCCUCUUGAUGAGUUUGAAUUGGUUCUCUGGUCAUCUGGUUCCAGGGGGAAGAGUUAUCCGCUGUGUCCAUAUUGCUACAAUCACCCACCAUUCCGUGACAUGAGGAAAGGAAUGGGUUGCAAUGAGUGUACCCAUCCAACAUGUCAGCAUUCACUUAGUCUGCUGGGGAUCGUCCAGUGCAUGGAAUGUGAGAGUGGUGUGCUGGUGUUUGACCCCACCUCAGGCCCCAAGUGGAGGAUGGCUUGUAACAAAUGCAACGUGGUGGUGCACUUUUUUGAAAACGCCCACAGGGUGAAGGUAUCAUCAGAAACCUGUGAUGUAUGCGAGGCUGCAGUUGUUGAUGUGGAUUUCAACAAGGCAAAGUCACCACUGCCUGGUGAAGCAACACAGCAUUCAGGCUGUGUCUUCUGCGAUCCAGUGUUUCAGAAUCUCGUUGAGCUUCAAUAUGCCAAAAUGAAGCAUCCAAUGCACAGGGGCGGAGGGGGCCGAAGACGAGUACGUGGGAGGGGCAGAGGACGUAGACCUCCAGGCAGGAACAAUCCAAAGAAACCCAAAGACAAAAUGGCAGCGCUAGCUGCUUAUUUUGUGUAAAAGUCAGUAGUCUUGAUCAGCCCAUAUACAGAGGCAUUUUCACUGAAUUUGUGGUCAGUUUAGUCUCUUGUUCCAUUUUGUUCAAUUUUCUUGUUUUAAAUGACUUGGAUGAGCUUCCCUAAUGGCUAAAUUGGAAAGUACAUUACCCAGUGUACAACUGGGCAGAACCCUUUCAGUGCUAUAUUAGCUGUUACCAGCCAGAGCACGAACGGGCACAAGAGUUUCCUUCUGUCCGUCUGGGAUAGAAAGGGAAUUGGUUUGAAGGUUCUUGUUCUUGAAUACUGACCAGGAGCCCCCUUCUGCAUAAUGCGUUUGUGACUGUCAGAUUGACAAUGGCUAUGGUGCCUUUCAAACUUGAAUAUGCUGCCAACAUUAACCAUCUUGUUCAUUAAUGCAGAAUAACCACACAACUAAGUUAGAGGUUUUUACAGAAAAUGCUGAAGUUAUGCAGGAAAUAAUUGUCCAGCCAUGGAAAAAUAUUUUAUUAAAAAUAUAGUGAAAACCAUGAGAAACGAGCUUGGUCAACCUUGCUGACUCAUCUCAGAAUUGAUGCCUCACCUUCCUAUUUGACACAGAAAGCUGGCAUCAUUUCCAAUAGGUGAACACUGUGGAGAAGAGGCACCACUGCAACCAAUUCUCGAAAAUCAAACAGUCUAAACUUUUCUCUUCCAUAUUUAAUGUUAAGGAAACAUUUGUAUUUAUUUAGUGCCUUAUAACAUUUCUCAGAAACGUCUAAAUGAUUUCACACAAUGAAUUACUUGAAAAACAUGAAUGCUGGAAAUCUGAAAUCAAGACAGCAAAUCAACUUGCAUCUAACACAGAGAUUAAAUAUUCCAAUUGAUAUGAACAUAUCUAUUGUUCUUCCACACCGAUUAAGCUGCUAUGAAUUUCCAGCACUUUCUAGUUUUACGAAUAUUCAGUCUGUUUAAUUUCCUAGCAGUUGUUUCAGUUAAUAGUUAGGAUGUGGCAGAAAUUUCAAAACUGCUCUUACUUGAGGUUGUCUGUCAUAUCUAUGACAUCUUUCAAACCUCUCUGCCUAUUCCCAAGGGAGUGUCCUGAUGGUUGUUGUACAAUCAAAUACAAGGAAACUUCUGACAGAUCAAAAAUAUUAUGGAGCUCUGAGUAAGCUGGAAAAAUUUACAUUUAUAUUUGGUUCUACCCUUAGUCUUCCAGUUAAAAUGUAAGGUAUAUUGUGUCCAAGUUAUUUUCUUUUUCUUUUGGUUUUACCUGCCAGUUUUAAAAUUACAGAUUAUGAUAUUCAGUAUGACACUGCCUUUCAAAACAUGGAAAACUGCCAGAGGGAAGGAUACGUGAUUUCUGUAUUAAUGAUAUCGCUAGAACUGAGUAAAGAUCUCAGAAUAUCAGUAUAGAAAAGCUGGGAUAUACAGAAGAAUCAUAGUGAUACAAAAUUUGAUAAUGAUAUUAAAAAGGCCCUGGUUACUGUGAAUACAUGUGUAUAUCUGAAGAAUUACAUAACAUUUUGUUAUACGUGUCGGUUAUUCAAAUAAAAACAUCAAAUUGUCUGUAGUAAUAAUUAUUCACAAAA